This is a messenger RNA of Cottoperca gobio, 2687 nucleotides long. RefSeq names its product E3 ubiquitin-protein ligase TRIM39-like. The transcript is spliced from 2 exons. Gene Ontology annotation, molecular function: protein binding; zinc ion binding. Lineage: Eukaryota; Metazoa; Chordata; Actinopteri; Perciformes; Bovichtidae. Bases 157 to 1800 code for a protein of 547 amino acids. The record is from RefSeq and is a predicted model, not a curated record.
GCUUCAACUUCACAGAAACGAAGGUUAAAGGUUCUCUGAGUGACAGCAGAGCUGCAGUCGACACAAGUCUCUGUUUCUCUCUAAAGAAACAUUCAACUACAUCCAGCAGGCUUCUCUCAACAACACAGCAGAAUCUGUCCAACACUGAGUGUAGAUAUGUCUGCUGCCAGCUGUCUGCUGACUGAAGAUCAGUUUCUGUGCUCCAUCUGUCUGGAUGUGUUCACUGAUCCAGUCAGCACACCAUGUGGACACAACUUCUGUAAAACCUGCAUCACUGAACACUGGGAGGUUAAUGUCCAGUGUCAGUGUCCCAACUGUAAAGAGGUUUUCAACACAACACCUGAGCUGCGGGUCAAUACCUUCAUCUCUGAGAUGGCUGCUCAGUUCAGACAGUCAGCUCAACAGAAAGCCAGCAGCAGCAGCUCAGAGACACAAGUUGUUAAACCAGGAGACGUUCCCUGUGACGUCUGCACUGGAACCAAACUGAAGGCCCUGAAGUCCUGCCUGGUGUGUCUGGACUCCUACUGUGAGACUCACCUGGAGCCUCAUCUGACAAGGACAGGCCUGAAAAGACAUCAGCUGAUCGACCCUGUGGAGAACCUGGAAGGCAGCAUGUGUACGAAGCACGAGAAACAGCUGGAGCUGUUCUGUAAGACCGACCAGAUGUGUGUCUGCAUGCUCUGCACUGUUGUAGACCACAAGACACAUGAUGUUGUUCCUCUGAAGGAAGAAUCUGAAGGAAAGAAGGCCGAGCUGGAGAAGACAGAGGCUGACAUUCAGCAGAUGAUCCAGAAGAGACAACUGAAGAUUCAGGAGAUGAAACGCUCAGUGGAGCUCAGUAAGGAAGAUGCAGACAGAGAGAUAGCAGGUGGUGUUCAGGUCUUCACGGCUCUGAAGGAGACUGUUGAGAGAAGCCAGGCCGAGCUCAUCCAGACAGUCAAAGAGAAGCAGAGAGAGACGGAGAAACAGGCUGAAGGCUUCAUCAGAGAGCUGGAACAGGAAGUCUCUAAGCUGAAGAAGAGAAGCACUGAGAUGGAGCAGCUCUCAACGUCUGAAGAUCAUCUCCACGUCAUACAAAGCUUCACGUUCCUGAACGCUGCUCCACUCACCAAGGACUGGACAGAAGUCAGCGUCCGUCUACCUUCAUAUGAGGGGACUGUGAGGAGAGCUGUGAGUCAGCUGGAGGAGACGCUCAGUGAACAGAUGAAGAAGCUGCUUGAGGUCGAGCUGAAGAGGGUCCAGCAGUCUGCAGUGGAUGUGACACUCGACCUUCAUACAGCACAUCCCGUACUCAUCCUGUCUUAUGAUGGAAAACAAGUUAAACAUGGUGAUGUGAGGAAGAGUCUCCCAGACAAUCCAGAGAGAUUUGAUUAUUGUGUUUGUGUUUUAGCAAAGCAGAGUUUCUCUUCAGGAAGAUUUUAUUACGAGGUUCAGGUUAAAGGGAAGACUGGGUGGGAUUUAGGAGUGGCCAGAGAGUCCAUCAACAGGAAGGGAAACAUCACACCGUCUCCUCAGAAAGGUUACUGGACGAUACGUUUGAGGAAUGUAAAUAAGUACACAGCUUCUGCUGACCCUGAAGUCACUCUCUCUCUGAAGUCUAAGCCUAAGAAGGUGGGGGUGUUUGUGGAUUAUGAGGAGGGUCUGGUCUCCUUUUAUGAUGUUGAUGCUGCAGCUCUGAUCUACUCCUUUACUGGCUGCACAUUCACUGAGAAACUCUACCCAUACUUCAGUCCCCGUAUUAAUGAUGGUGGUAAAAACUCUGCCCCUCUGAUCAUCUCUCCUGUCAAUCACACUGAGUAGAACCAACAUGUGAUGUUCUACAGAAAGAUUCACUAUCACAUAAUGUAAUACAUGUGUUGUUUCUAUGGUGUAUGCAUUGUGGAUUUUAUUCAGAUUCUGAUCGAUGUGUUCUUUUGCAUCUUUUCUGUAAUGUUUUUCUUUGAUGCACACGUUGAUACUUACUCUUACAGUACACAGAUGUUACAACACUGAUUGAUAUUUUCUAAUGUAGUCUAGUUUCUUCUCAUGACUGCAUUACCUGCCUUUAACACUGUUGCAUCAGCAGAAAAACAGUUCCUUAAAUCUCUGGGUGUGAAAUUCCAAAACGUUUUCUUGUCUGAUCAUUGUUUGUAUAAGAAGUCUUGUCCUCUGACACAUUUGCUGGGGGAAGUCAUGCACUUCUUAAUUGUUCAUGAGAACUUUUCAAAAUAAGGUCUUUUAAGGGUUAUUACAGACAGAUUGUCUUCAGUCUGUGCAGACACUGUCCUAAUUUUAUCAUGUGAGAUGUUUCUGGAUUAAUAUUACUGUUGCAUUAAUGUGUAUGUUGCAUUUUACUGUUGCCCCUCCUUUACAUCCUGUUGGUAGUUUAAUGCAUUAUAUUCUAUAAGAUCAUCAUGUUUGUAUCUUUGUCUCUGUCCUGUUUGAACCACGUGUCUCUAAAAAGUCAACUGUUCAUGAGUCCCUCAGAAAAACAGUUUUCAGCUUUGUGAAGAUGAAUUUUCCAGCCGAUCAAGAGACUUUAAAAACUUGUCUGAAGGAGGAGAAUCUUCUCAUAAAGAAAACUUCAUCCUUCAGUUCAUCACAAACAUUCAUCACAUCUGGAGACACAUGGUUUAACUGGACAGAAGGGUGAUGGAAAAACUAAAGCUGUCAAAUAAAAGUAGUGCCGUAAAAAGCACUUGAGUAAA